AUGUUGAGCUUUGAAUGCCAUGGCUCUCCAUUUGAGAUCGGUCUCACCCAUGGGACGAAAGCGAAACCAGAGAUCGAAAGAUGCAUUGCUUUCUACGCAGACGUGUUCCAAAAGACCGUCAAUAUGAGCUGGGACGCUGUUCAGGACCAGGCCAAACAGUUUGAUGCAACAAUCGCGCAGAAAUGGCCUCAUUAUCACGAAGAGAUCAAAGGCAUUGCACAAGGAUCAGAAAAAGAUGUUCUCGAUAUUAUAGCACUGAAUGUUCGAACUGAAAUCAUGUUUGGCUGCUAUGUAAACGUCAGCGAUGGUUGCACUUCAUUCGCAUGGCGUUCAUCUGGUGGCAGUUUCCUGGCCCAGAACUGGGAUUGGAUGGAACGACAAAGAGAGAACCUCGUCCUUCUGACAGUCCAGCAGCCGGAGAAGCCUACGAUCAAGAUGGUCACCGAAGCGGGCAUCAUUGGUAAGAUUGGUAUGAACUCGGCGGGCGUGGGAGUAUGUCUCAACGCGAUUCGAGUGGGCGGAGUCGGCACUUCUCGUAUCCCAUGUCAUCUCGGACUACGACUUGCACUCGAUUCCAAAACUCGCGAGGACGCAGUCGAGAAGUUGCAGGAGUACGGAGUGGCAUCUGCGUGCCAUAUGCUUGUGGCCGACGAGACUGGUUCUGUCGGUCUGGAGUGGAGCUCUACGGACCUGCAAAAGCUGGAUAUGAACGACCAAGGCCAAGUUUUCCACUCGAAUCACUAUAUCGUCGAGCACCCAGGCCUGGAUGUUAAACCAUGGCUUGCCGACUCAGACUUUCGAUUGGAUCGGAUUGAGAAACUCUGCAAUGCUGUUCCGGAAACUCCAACGACUAACAACCUCUUGAGUGUACUCGAAGAUGAAAAGAACUAUCCUGCAGCUAUUUGUCGGGCUGUUGACAACGAAGCUGGAAUUGCGACUCUCUUCAGCAUUUUGAUGGACCUGAAGUCAAAAAGUAGUGUGGUCAGGCUGGGAAGACCAUCAGCGCCGGAAGAGGUCAUUCACUUGAAGUUCUAG
Molecule: messenger RNA, 1035 nt
Organism: Zasmidium cellare ATCC 36951
Lineage: Eukaryota; Fungi; Ascomycota; Dothideomycetes; Mycosphaerellales; Mycosphaerellaceae
Exons: 3
Coding region: 1-1035 (344 amino acids)
Source: RefSeq, a predicted model, not a curated record